Molecule: messenger RNA, 1248 nt
Organism: Aspergillus caelatus
Lineage: Eukaryota; Fungi; Ascomycota; Eurotiomycetes; Eurotiales; Aspergillaceae
Product: epoxide hydrolase family protein
Exons: 5
Coding region: 1-1248 (415 amino acids)
Biological process (GO): epoxide metabolic process
Molecular function (GO): epoxide hydrolase activity
Source: RefSeq, a predicted model, not a curated record
AUGUUUGGGUUUUGGUUUCAAUUGUUGGCCAUCGGUUGUCUCCAUGGCGUUGUGCAUGGUGUGCCUCUCAAGAACAACAUAUUUGAUUUACACCCUUUUCACAUUAACUUAGCAUCCGGGGUGCCUCGAAUGCUCGAUCAGAUUCGAAAUACUGAACUUCCUGAACAAUUUCGUUACUCCGGAGUGGGUACUUCUCUCGGGAUUGGGCUCGAUGAUCUGAAAGCGUUGCAAACAGAAUGGAUGACUGGCUUCAACUGGGAAAGAGAGCAGGAUUCCAUAAAUGAGCUCAAGCACUUCACAGCUAUAGUCGAAAGUUUAACAAUCCACUUCGUUCAUGAGAAGGCAAAUGCGUCGAACGCCAUUCCACUGCUUUUGAUUCACGGCUGGCCAGGUUCAUUCUUGGAAUUUGCUCCCAUCAUCAAUAAAUUGACAGAAGAAGCAGAGACGUCUACUGGGAAGCGAGUUUCGUUCAAUGUUAUUGUACCUUCUCUGCCCGGCUUCGCUUUCUCGUCCCCUCCCCCAGUAAACUGGACAAUCCAAGAAACUGCUCGCGUCUUCAACAUAUUGAUGACAGAUGUCCUGGGAUAUGGCACCUAUGCUAUACAUGGAACAGACUGGGGCAGUGCUAUAGCCUACACACUAUACGACCAAUACAACAAGACCAUCGGUGCAGCACACUUCGCAUUUUUGCCAUUUUAUCCAGAACAUCCGGACCAGCUGACUGCUGAGAAUAUCACACUCUCGGAGUUGGAGAAGGCUGAAGAGCAAAAUGCGAUGAAUUGGGCUGGUACGGGUGACGGAUAUUUUGUUGAGCAAAGCACAAAGCCCAAUACGAUCGGCCUAGCACUUCAGGAUAAUCCGGUAGGGCAGCUUGCAUGGAUUGCAGAAAAGUUCAUGAACUGGUCUGAUCCCAAUGCCGGAACAAGCCCCUCCCUGCUCAACCGCAAUGAGAUCCUCCGCAGUGUUUCUCUGUAUUACCUUACGGGGAGUUUCGCCUCGUCUGUUCUCAUAUACUCGCAGAAUCCCAACACAUGGAGAACGGAAUACAGCAAGGCACAUACCGACUCGCCGAUGUUAUUCAGUGCAUUCAAAUAUAAUGUUGCUUUUUGGCCUACUAGGUUAGUUGCAAAAGUUGGAAAUUUAGUGCUGUAUCGAAACCACGAUUUUGGCGGCCACUUCCCCGGCUUGGAUAACCCCCCUGCUUUGCUAGGUGACCUUCGAGAGAUUGGCACAUAUUGGAGGGAGUGA